This is a messenger RNA of Hymenoscyphus albidus, 709 nucleotides long. The record is from the annotation of a GenBank genome assembly. Lineage: Eukaryota; Fungi; Ascomycota; Leotiomycetes; Helotiales; Helotiaceae.
AUGGAACUACUUAGUCCUGCAGACUCAGACUCGCUACACCUCUCAAUUCCGGAUAGCCAUGAUGUCUUCAACGAUGCUGUAUCUCCGAUGCAAGGCGUGGCAGUUGGAGGGGAUGCUUGCCAAUUGAAGAUAAUGGACUCGAAGGAUUUGUCUCUAUUCAACCACGAGUUAGUACUGGUCAAAGACAAGAUACUUCUUAGACAUGGAGAAAAACGAGAUGGACCUAGCAUAAGGGUAUCUUAUGAUACAAAUUGCCGGUUCAAAAACCGCUAUCGUUCAUCCGGACCUGAGGGCCUAGUUGCGACACAAGCUGCCGUAUCUGAAUGUUUCGGUUCUGGUGUUGAGGCUGACGAUGGCGUCGAUGAUCUUUUCAGUCAUACACUACUUGGAGAGGUCCCAGGCUAUCAUGAAGAAUUGCCAUGGUUGCAUCCUAACUCUCCAAUUUGGGUAGGUCGAGAAGAUGCCCAUGUUGCUGUGGUCAUUGAACAACCACUGCAGGCUCGGCGGCCUUACUUUCGUCAGCCUUGCGCCUUCAGGAGUCGUGAAUUCACUGGAUCGGAUUACGGCAAAAAUAGCCUCGCCAAUUUUGGUGUUGGUGUUUGGAGUGAAAGGCGAAGCAAGAGUCACGGUAAGGAAAUUUCAUUUUUGGGGUUCUCAUUUCAUAGUUAUAUUAUAUGGAAAAUACUUCCACGGCUCUUUCUCUCAUUGA